This is a messenger RNA of Mya arenaria, 587 nucleotides long. Its product is annotated as apolipoprotein D-like. Bases 12 to 587 code for a protein of 191 amino acids. NCBI's taxonomy places the organism in Eukaryota, Metazoa, Mollusca, Bivalvia, Myida, Myidae. The record is from RefSeq and is a predicted model, not a curated record. The transcript has 5 exons.
CACUUGACAAAAUGAGGCUUACAUUUGUAAUACAGCUUAUGGCAGCGUGUACGACCCGGGGCUUUCUCAUCUCCGCCGAUCAGUGCAUGUCCCCUCCGACCGCAAAAGACUACGCCAACGAGAACUACUACGGUCUCUGGUAUGAAAUAGGUAAAAUACAGACACCAGGAGGGGCGGCUUUCGAACAGGACUGUGUGUGCACUACCAUAGACGUCUUCGCUGUAAAAGGGGCCACUAAUGGGGAUUCCACUGCUAUAAAUAGCUGCAGAAAACUGACGCCAAGUGGAGACUUCCUUAAUGCAACAGGUGCUUUGACAAAUGAAGAAUCUCCAGGGCAUUGGAAGGAGAGUUUCUUUCCCCUUACACCGAAGGCCGACUACAGGAUCAUCUAUCUGACCGACAAUCUGGCUAUCGAGUACGACUGCACGAGCGUCCUCUGGAUCACGAACUAUUGCGUGCACCUGCUCUCGCGCACGCCAACCAUUUCAGAAGCAGACGAACAAGAACUCCUGAAUUUUGCUAACGGGCUUAAUCUUAAUUCGCAGAAUAUCCGUUAUAAAAGGACCUUGCAGAAGGGGUGUUGGUAA